This is a messenger RNA of Theobroma umbraticum, 711 nucleotides long. The record is from RefSeq and is a predicted model, not a curated record. Lineage: Eukaryota; Viridiplantae; Streptophyta; Magnoliopsida; Malvales; Malvaceae.
AUGGCUUCCCGUUACGAGUACCAAGGUUUACACUUCCACGUUUUCCAACCCGCGAAUAUUGUACCAGAACCCCAUUACCCAGCUCCCCUUUUUGUUCAACUAGAAGUGACCGUCACCCUUGAAGUCAAUAUCAUCCGCCAUUAUUGCUCAAUCAACCACUUAACUCGCGACGCUCAACCUUUAAUCUUCUCCCAAGAAACCCGUCGUUUCGACCUCCACAUUGUGAAAGACCGCUACAGGGUUACUGAAAUUCUUGGGUCCAUGCUAAUAGGACUAGGACUCAGCUCUUGCUCUCUUGUGUUUAACGUUGUCCUUCGUAAACUUAUCCGAUAUGGACUUGAACUCUCAAACUGUACGUCCAGCAUGGGACGUAUAGUCUUGCCAUUACAUGCAGACCUAUGGGGAAAUUUUGUGGAACAUGUGAAUUUCAGCGAGACGGGUUCGAUCUCAAGAGCUUUGGAGGAAUCGGAAUCGCAGUAUGAAACGAGUAGCUAUGGCAUGCUUUCGGCGAAGGAGUCGUCGGUUAAGGAGAUGCUGAAGAGAGUUAGAGCCGAAGGUGUAGAAGGUUGCGUGAUAUGUUUGGAGGAACUUGAGGUUGGAUCAGAUGCUUCUCAGAUGCCUUGUUCUCAUACUUUUCAUGAGAACUGCAUUCAAAAGUGGUUAAAGCAAAGCCAUUGCUGCCCUAUUUGUCGGUUCGAGUUGCCGACUUGA